This is a messenger RNA of Pocillopora damicornis (cauliflower coral), 12804 nucleotides long. Its product is annotated as dynein axonemal heavy chain 6. Gene Ontology annotation, molecular function: dynein intermediate chain binding; minus-end-directed microtubule motor activity; ATP hydrolysis activity. Lineage: Eukaryota; Metazoa; Cnidaria; Anthozoa; Scleractinia; Pocilloporidae. Gene Ontology annotation, biological process: microtubule-based movement. The record is from RefSeq and is a predicted model, not a curated record. Gene Ontology annotation, cellular component: dynein complex.
AAGUUUGGAAAACAAAGUCAAGUAUGGAGGUUUCCCGCGAUUAAUUAGGACAUUUAUGCUCCUUUGUGUGGUUCACUAAGAUGCACAACAGAUUUUUGUUUGUGUAAAUAUCAAAGAAAAAGUCUUCUUGGAGAAAAUGGCUCAAAACGGUGCAAGUACCUUCGCGAAUGGCGGUAGGAAACCCUCUAACAAACCAAGAUCCGAUGCAUUUUCUUUGCCAGGGAUUGACGAAAAUGAGCUUCGCGCUCGUAUUUAUGCAAAACCACAAUUAAAACCAAAUCCAAAGGCUCUUAGAUUCAGUGGUCCGACCCCGGUGCAGCUCAAAAAGAAUAUACCAACAGCACCAAGACUUGAGCCCUUGCCAAACCUUGCUAGAUAUCAAGAAAGGCAAAAGAGUCUUCCCUAUACUCCUACUUCAGGGAAGACAAAAACCCCAACACCACCCUCCUCUUCUGAACCAGAAAAGAAGAAGGCAUGCCGAAGGGAUGUGGUAGAACCUCUUGAGCGAGUAACAUCUCCAUUACCAAGCCUACCAGAUGAUCUAAAGAAUAAACAAGACAAAAUUGACUCAGUAGCUCAAGUUAAUGCUAGGGCCCCUCAAAGGAAGGGUUCACCAAAGCAAAAAACAAAUGGUCAUGCUUUUGCAAAUGGAGGAGCUGUAGUGGAGAAGACUGAUGUUAUACCUGAGGGAUUGAGAGAUCCACUUCAGAUCAUCAGUUUGAUCAAGGAGAACUCUAAACUGGGGUUUCUUUACAUGACACCUGCUGUUGAUAGGUCAUCAAUAGAAUACAACCCAUACAACCUUAAAAUUGUAAAGCAUUCAGAAAUUGACCAUUCAGAUUACUACACCAUAAGUUUUGAGGGAGUAACUCACACUUGUGACAAUGAAGCAGAGUUUACUGGUCUUGAACGCUGGGAGAAGGAAUACAAGGACUACAAAAGACUUGUCAAAAUUCCAACAUUUGCUAACUUUAGGAUGUGGAAGGCAUUUGUCGUCUGGAGAAAGAAUGUCAAGACAAAAAAAGUGACCCAGUGUAAAAAUCAACUACAAGAGAAUCUCUUCAUUGUAAAUGCUUCAUUACGCCCAGCUUUGUUGAAUGUGCGAGAGAUGUGUUACCGCAUCAGUGACAUGGGCCUGUGCAGAGUGGAGAAAGGGCACACUUACACAUUGGAUGAGUUCAGGAAUGCUCAGUUUGAGCAGCUUGAAGAAGUGGCUGGAAGAUUAGCAGAGUUCCGUGACCUUGUCAAAGAAGUUGUCAGAAGUGCAUGUCGAACAGCUCUGCUAGAGGCUGGAUUCACACCUGAUGAUUAUUUCAUGGACAUGGAAAGUCCUAUGGGCAUGUAUGCAGAUGAAUAUGGAGGCCCUGCACAUUCAAUGUCCUCCUAUCUUAUGCCAAGUGGGUAUGAGAUGGAUAUGUAUGGUGAUGCACCCGACAAGAUGACUUACACAGAGCAGGCUAACAAACGAAGCCACUGUAAAAGACUUACAAGCUUUAUCCGGCUUGCUGACUACCUCAUUGUGAAUACCAUGCAUGUCCUAGCAGCAAACUCUGUAGCAACUCUGCUAAACUAUUUGGAGGAACAACUACAGCACACACCCACCCCUGCGCAAAUCCAGGGAACAAGUGAAGAAAUGGAGCAAGAAGAAGAGAAACCAGAAGGGGAGGGUAUAGAGCAAAAGGAUGAACAAGGGGAACUCCAUCCAUUGUACACCACAGAGCUGCUUCUUGAGCCUCAAAUGCUGCUUUUCUCCCCUGGAUUAGAUGACUUUCAGGAUGGACUAGGGGAAGUCAUAAAAAAGUUUCAAGAUGCUGUCCUAAGUGUUCAAAACCUGGUGCCAGACCAAUAUUUUGAUGCUUUUACGCAACCUUUCAUCAAUGGUAAAGUUGAGGAGAAAACAGCUGGUGAUGGUCCUAGUCUGGCUACCAUGUUUGAGGAUGAUAGACAUCUUCAGGGAAUUAUACAGAGUAUCAAGGAUGCAAUUUCCUCAGCAUUUGACUCUGCAUGGCAGUAUGCCAAUACAUUUGAACCUUAUCGCCAGUUUUACCAAGAGAAUGAGAGUUUGGAUCUUGAAGGAAUUAGACAAGAAGAGCAUGAUGUUCACUUCUUCUCAAACUCACUGGACAAAUACAAUAGUGAACAUGAACAAGCAGUCAGCAUUUUGGAACACAGACCAAUUGGCAUGAUCCUUGUUGAUUGUAAGAAGUUGAAAGAAGUCCUUAUUCCAUCACCACUGAAAUGUUUAGAGGUGAUAAAUGAUAUAUUGCCUAAGUUGGCCAAGAUGCGAACAGAUACAUUGAUGGAAUUCUGUCAAGAUGCUCAGUUUAAACUAGAAGCUGUGCCAAGUAGCACCACAGAAUAUGUUGAAAGCCUUUCAUUUCUUGAUACCAUUCAAGAGAAGGUUGAUGAUAUUGAAAGAGAUGCUACUGUUGUAAAAGAGCUGUAUGACUUGAUUGAGACAUACAAAGUACCAACGCCACCUGAGGAUCUUGCUGUGUACCAGACUCUGAGGCCCACAGUUACAGCGGUUCGUAAUGUAAUUGACAAAUCAUUAGCUGAGAGGGAUGCCAAUAUUGACAAGAUGUGUACACAUAUUGACAAAGAUAUCGUGGUACUGGGUAAGGAGGUGAAAGAAGUGAAGCAAAAAGCACAGGACCCCAAGAUUUUGGAUUCCAGUUCACAGUCACAGGACAUUAUCCACUACCUUGAAGUUCUCAUAGAGAAAAUGGAUAGCCUCAACAACCUGGCACUCACAUACAAAUCACACCAGAAGAACUUCAAGGUUGAGGUGGCCAAGUUCGAAGAACUUGAAGAAGUUCAUGCAGAGCUCAAGCUCAAACAGGCAUUGUGGAACUCACUUGUGGAAUGGGAUGUUGUCACUGAUGAAUGGCUUGAGCUUCCUUUUGAAGAGCUCAACCCAGAAACUCUGAGCAACCAAGUGAUGAAGUAUGCCAAGACAGUUAUGCAAUUGGAGAAAGGUUUGCCUCCCAACUCAGUGGUGCCAAUACUGAAAGAUAAAGUGGAAGGGAUGAGGCAUAAGUUACCAGUAAUAACCAACCUGCGUAACCCAGCUCUGAAACCUCGCCACUGGGAGCACAUUCAACAGAUCUUUGGUUACCACUUUACUGAGGAAGAACCACUUACUCUGGGAUUACUCAACAAGAUUGAUGCAUUUGAUCAUACAGAAGCUAUUGAAGAAGUCUCCGGGCAGGCGUCUAGUGAAGCAUCACUUGAGGGAAUCCUCAAAAAGGUUGAAGAUUCAUGGAAGCAAACAGAAUUCAUUGUGUUACCCCACCGUGACUCCAAAGAUGUUUUUAUCUUGGGUGGAAUCGAUGAUAUUCAGGCUCUGCUUGAUGACAGCAUGAUAAAUAUAUCCACUAUUGCUGGUUCUCGACAUGUUGGCCCAAUCAGACCAAGAGUGGAUGACUGGCAAAGGCAACUUCACCUCUUUAGUGAAACACUGGAUGAGUGGAUGACUUGUCAGCGUAACUGGUUAUACCUUGAGAGCAUUUUUAGCGCUCCAGAUAUCCAGCGUCAGCUACCAGCUGAAGCCAAAAUGUUUCUGACAGUUGACAAGUCAUGGAAGGAAGUCAUGAGAAAAGUCCACAGGCUUCCCAACGCUCUCAGAGCAGCCACCCAACCAGGACUGCUCGAGAUAUUCCAGAAUAACAAUGCCCUUUUAGAUCAAAUUCAGAAGUGCCUUGAGGCCUACCUGGAGUCCAAGUGUGUUAUCUUUCCAAGGUUCUAUUUCCUUUCAAAUGACGAGUUAUUGGAAAUCUUAUCACAGACGCGUAAUCCGCAUGCUGUUCAGCCUCACUUGCAAAAGUGUUUCGAUGCCAUUUCAAAACUUGAGUUUGGCAGUGCUGCUCAGCCACCUCCCACACCAUCAGCAGCUGAAAAACCAGUCACACCAACAGGAGAGAGACCCGCCUCAGCUGGUAAGGCUGCUGAAACAAAGACCAAUGAUAUCCUUGCAAUGAUCUCACCUGAAGGAGAAAGAGUUGGUCUUACAAAGGGUUUGAAGGCUCGUGGUAAUGUGGAAGACUGGCUUGGUAAGGUUGAAGAGUCUAUGGUUUCUUCACUCAGAAAACUAGCCAAAGCGUCCAUAGCUGACUAUGAGAGCAGACCGAGAGAAGAAUGGGUUACACUACAUCCUAGUCAGGUUGUUCUGACCGUUUCUCAGACCAUGUGGUGUCGUGACAUCACGGAAUGUUUGGUUACAGAAGGUGACAGGCUAGAGGCCAUGAAGGAAGCAGAACAGAUGUGUGUCACUAAUUUGAACAAGCUUGCUGCACUGGUUCGUGGAGAGCUUCCAAAACUGACCAGGAACAUUCUGUGUGCUUUGAUCACUAUUGAUGUGCAUGCAAGGGAUAUAGUCACAGGAAUGGUGGAACAUCAGGUUGAUAAUGUGAACAGUUUUGAAUGGGUAAAACAGUUACGUUACUACUGGGAUCCAGACCUGGACAACUGUGUUGUACGCAUGUCCAACUCCUUGUACAUCUAUGGUUAUGAGUACCUUGGUGCCUCACCUCGCCUGGUCAUCACACCACUUACAGAUCGGUGCUACUUGUGUUUGAUGGGAGCACUACAGCUUGACUUGGGAGGAGCACCCGCAGGGCCUGCCGGGACAGGAAAAACAGAAACUACUAAGGACUUAGCCAAGGCCCUUGCUAAACAAUGCGUGGUGUUCAACUGCUCUGAAGGAUUGGACUUUAAGAUGAUGGGACGGUUCUUCUCUGGCUUGGCUCAGUCAGGAGCCUGGUGUUGUUUUGAUGAGUUUAACAGAAUUGACAUCGAAGUGUUGUCUGUUAUUGCUCAGCAACUUCUCACCAUAAGAAACGCCAAAGUGGCUAAGGCUUCCCGUUUCAUGUUUGAGGGGCGUGAAAUCAAACUUAUUCCAAGCUGUGCGGCAUUCAUCACAAUGAACCCUGGAUAUGCUGGUCGAACAGAAUUACCAGAUAACUUAAAAGCUUUGUUCAGACCGAUGGCUAUGAUGGUGCCAGACUAUGCCUUGAUUGCGGAAGUGAUUCUGUAUUCCGAAGGCUUUGAAUCCUCUAAAAACUUGGCUCGUAAGAUGGUGCAGAUGUACCGACUGUGCAGUGAACAGCUUUCUCAACAAGAUCAUUAUGACUUUGGUAUGAGAGCUGUCAAAUCUGUGCUUGUCAUGGCCGGAGCGCUGAAGAGAGGAAAUCCUAAUCUGAAUGAAGAUAUCGUGCUGAUCAGAGCUCUUAGGGACAGCAACUUGCCCAAAUUUCUCAAGCAGGACGCCGAGCUCUUCAGAGCCAUCCUAUCAGAUCUUUUCCCCGGUAAAGAAAUUCCAGAUCACGACUAUGGCAAGCUACAAGCCACUAUAGAGGAAUGCUUGCUCAAGAAAGGUUGUCAGGUUGUUCCUUCAAUGGUGAAAAAGACGAUCCAGUUGUACGAGACAAUGAUUGUUCGGCACGGUGUGAUGACUGUAGGACCCACUGGAGGAGGAAAGACAACGAGUUAUGAGGUUCUCAAAGACACUCUGACAACGUUACACGAGGAAGGAGACGACAAUCCUUAUUACCAAAAAGUUCGCACAUACGUGCUGAAUCCCAAGGCUGUUAGCAUGGGAGAACUGUAUGGGGAAAUUAACAAGCUUACGAUGGAGUGGAGAGACGGACUCAUGGCCGUCACUGUUAGAGUUUGUGUUCAGGACACUACUGAGGAUCACAAGUGGAUUGUCUGCGAUGGUCCUGUGGACGCUCUAUGGAUCGAAAACAUGAACACUGUUUUGGAUGACAACAAGAUGCUUUGCUUGGCUAACAGUGAGAGAAUAAAGCUCAACAACACCAUGCACAUGUUGUUUGAGGUGCAGGAUCUUGCUGUUGCAUCCCCAGCUACAGUCAGCAGGUGUGGUAUGGUGUAUAUGGACCCUUAUGAAUUGGGCUGGAGGCCUUACGUCAAGUCCUGGAUGCAAAGAACGUGUACAAAGAUGAAAGACGAAACAAAGGAGUAUCUGAUGAAUUUGUUUGAGAAUUACGUGGAUAACGGACUCAACUUUGCAAGGAAGAAAUGUGUACAAGCCAUGCAGCAGGUGGACAUAAAUAAAGUGACAACUAUGUGCUGCCUUCUGGAGAGCUUUUUCUUCCCAGAGAAAGGAGGCCCAGAUUUUAACAUGGACGCCAACAAGUUGCACUCCCUUAUUUGCACCGCCUUCCUCUUCUCUUUCCUGUGGAGUAUUGGGGGCAACUUAGUAGAGUCUUCUAUGGACGCUUUUGAUACGUUUUCGAGGGAUUUAUUCUCAGAUACACAGGAUGUGAAGCUUCCCGGUUCAGGUGAUCUGUUCAGUUACUUUGUGGAUUUUGACACACGCCGUCUUGAACCAUGGGAGAAGAUUAUUCCAUCAUUCAAGUACAGCCCGGAGAUUCCAUACUUUGAUCUACUAGUGCCCACUGUGGACACGGUCAGAUAUGGAUUCCUGAUGGAGAAGCUGCUUGUUGUAAAUAGAUCCGUCAUGUUUACUGGUACGACAGGCGUUGGCAAGUCUGUGGUGGCGAAAGGACUGCUGACCGACAUAAGCGAUAAGGCGAACUAUGUUCCCAUCAUGAUGAACUUCUCUGCACAGACAAGCAGCCAACGAACUCAGGAAAUGAUUGAAGUCAAACUGGAAAAGAAAAGAAAAAACAUUUUAGGUGCACCGGCUGGAAAAAGAAUGAUCAUUUUUGUUGAUGACUUGAACAUGCCCAAGCUGGACACGUAUGGCGCCCAGCCUCCCAUAGAGUUACUCAGGCAGUACCAGGAUUUUCGUGGAUUUUACGACAGAGAGAAACUUUUCUGGAAGGAAAUUCAUGACAUGACCAUCUGCGCAGCCUGUGCUCCCCCUGGAGGGGGUAGAAAUCCAGUCACACCUCGUUUCCUACGUCACUUCAGUAUGUUCAGUAUUCCGUCGUCCGCCGAGCACACUCUGAAACAUAUCUUCAAGUCCAUUGUUAGCGGCUUUUUAGUUGACUUUCCUCAAGAUGUCAGGGGAUGUGCAGAUGCGAUUGUUGGGGCGAGUGUUGAGAUCUAUGUUCGUAUGAGUACAGACCUGUUGCCGACUCCUGCUAAAUCUCACUAUGUGUUCAACUUGAGAGAUUUAUCCAAAUGCAUUCAAGGUGUACUUCAGGCAGAUCCUGGAGUUAUUCGAGACGCUGGACAGAUUUUUCGCCUGUUCUGUCACGAGGCACAAAGAGUCUUUCACGAUCGUCUCAUUAACAAAGAAGACAAACGUUAUUUUAACGCCAUUAUGUCUGAAAUGGCACAGAAACACUUCUCGCAGAAUGUACAAGCUGAAAAAUUUGAGACGGCCCCUAUUCUGUUUGGAGACUUUAUGAAGAUGGGUGCAGACCCCUCUGACCGAAUCUACGAAGAGCUGGCUGAUAUCUCAAAAGUGAAAAAUCUUCUGGCUGAUUAUCUUGAUGACUACAAUAUGAACUCUUCCAAAGAAAUGAAGCUUGUGUUCUUUAUGGAUGCCAUAGAACACGUGUCAAGAAUCGCCCGAAUGGUUCGCCAGCCUCGCGGGAAUGCUCUGCUUGUUGGUGUAGGAGGAACAGGAAAACAGAGUCUUACCAGGUUGGCAUGUCAUAUGUCUGGCUACCUUUGCUUUCAAAUCGAGCUGACUCGUGGCUACGACUACUCCUCCUUCCGGGAAGAUCUUAAGAAACUGUACACGUCAGCUGGAGUGGAAGGAAAAAACACAGUUUUCUUAUUCACUGAUACUCAGAUCGUUGUUGAGGAGUUUCUGGAAGACAUCAAUAACAUCUUGAACUCUGGCGAGGUUCCAAACCUGUUUGAAGCGGAAGAGUAUGAACAAGUGCUGAAUGGAACCCGACCGCAUGCGAAGGACGCUGGUGUUCCUGAAGGCGACAGGGAUGCCGUGUUCAAUCACUUCAUCAGCCGUGUUCGGAAUAACCUUCAUGUGGUACUGUGCAUGAGUCCUGUGGGAGAUGCAUUCCGUACUCGCUGCCGUAUGUUCCCUUCUCUGGUUAAUUGUUGUACUAUUGACUGGUUUACCGAGUGGCCAAGGGAAGCUUUAUUGUCUGUCUCCAAGAACUUUUUCGAAGAAGUGGACUUGGGAGCAGGAGAUGUUAAGGAGAGAGUUGCCGAAAUGUGUGUUGAAAUUCACACCAGUGUUAGCUCUAUGGCGGACAGGUUUUACGCCGAACUGCGUCGUCGAUAUUACACAACCCCAACCAGUUACCUUGAGCUUAUAAACCUGUAUCUGUCCAUGUUAGAUGACAAACGAAGGCCCGACUGGGCAGCGGCAAAAUCUCUGCUGGGUGACGCCAAGUUUUUGACCAGGCUUAUGGAAUAUAAUAAGGACAAUAUCCCUGACUCUACUCUGAAGAAACUGAAAAAAUACAUCGACAACCCAAAGUUCACGCCAGAAAAUGUGGAGAAAGUUUCGAAGGCUUGCCGGUCCAUGGUGAUGUGGGUACGCGCUAUGGAUUUGUAUGCUCGGGUGUUCCGUACGGUGGAGCCAAAGAAAAAGAGACUUGCUGCUGCACAAGUGGAAUUAGAUGCUGUUAUGGCGACAUUAAAAGAAAAACAAGAUAGCCUGGCUGCGGUGGAAGAAAAGAUUGCAGAGCUUCAAGCAGCCUAUGACAAUAGUAUUGCUGAGAAGGAAACGCUGACAAAGAACAUCGCACAAACUGCGGCUCGUUUGAAGAGGGCAUCCAAGCUAACAACAGCCCUGGGAGAUGAACAGGGACGCUGGACAGAGAAUGUGGCGGCAUUUGAAUUAGAGAUUGGUAACGUGGUCGGAAAUGUUUUCGUGGCAGCAGCUUGUGUGGCUUACUUUGGUGCGUUUACAAGUCUCUACCGCCAGGAGCUGAUCUCAUCUUGGAUCCAACGCUGUAAAGAAUUGGAAAUUCCUGUGUCAGAUGACUUUAGUCUCAUCAAUGUGCUGGCCGAUCCUUUUGAAAUAAGACAGUGGAAUGCAGAUGGGCUUCCGAGGGAUUCGGUGUCAAUCGAGAACGCCAUUUUGGUGACCAGGGGCCGGCGAUGGCCUUUAAUGAUCGAUCCCCAGGAUCAGGCCAACCGUUGGAUCCGAGCAAAAGAAGCCAAGAAUGGUCUUAAAGUGAUCAAGCUUACCGACCAGAACUUCUUGCGUACCCUUGAGAACUGUAUCCGUAUUGGGAUGCCUGUGUUACUAGAGGAAGUCGGCGAGACACUGGACCCUGCUCUGGAACCAAUCUUACUGAAACAGACUUUUACACAGGGUGGACGUCUGUUGAUCCGUCUGGGUGACAGUGAUAUUGACUAUGACAAGAACUUCAAGUUUUAUAUGACAACUAAACUGGCCAAUCCUCAUUAUCUACCUGAAGUGUGCAUCAAAGUGACCAUUAUUAACUUCACUGUUACUAAGUCAGGCCUUGAAGAUCAGCUGCUCAGUGAUGUUGUUCGUCUGGAAAGACCAGAUCUGGAAGAUCAGAGAAAUCAGCUUAUUGUAAGAAUAAACUCCGACAAAAACCAACUUAAGGCCAUCGAGGACAGAAUCCUUAAACUUUUGUUUCACUCUGAAGGAAAUAUUCUUGAUGACGAAGUGCUUAUCAACACUCUCAAUGAAUCCAAGGUCACUUCUGGUGUGAUUAGCACUCGGCUGAAAGAGGCCGAGACGACUGAGGAGAAGAUAACAUUAGCGCGUGAGAAGUACCGCCCUGUGGCUACACGCGGCUCUGUCAUGUACUUUGUGGUAGCGAGCAUGGCCGAGGUGGACACCAUGUACCAAUACUCCCUCAAGUACUUUAAGCAGCUGUUCAACACUUGUAUCGAGAACAGCGAGAAGACAGAUGACUUGGACAAGCGACUUCAAAUUCUGCUCGCCAAUUGCACUAGUUCUGUUUACACUAACGUCGCACGGGGUUUGUUUGAAAAAGACAAGCUUGUGUUCUCGUUCAUGUUGUGCGGUGAGAUCAUGCGUCAAAGAGAAGACAUAUCAGACGACGAAUGGAAUUUUUUCCUCAGAGGAAGUGGAAGCUUAGACAAGGAACGUCCACCGAAGCCUGAUAUUGCCUGGCUAACAGAACAAACUUGGAACACUUGCUGUGAUCUAGAGGAUUCCCUACCGGCCUUUGGUGGCUUGAAACAGGAAAUAGUCAGCAAACCUGUCAUAGUCAAGAUUGGCUCGAUUGAGGCAUGCGCAAACUCUCCACUAUUAACGGCGGGUAAAGAGGACAGUGAUGGUAGAUCAACAGCAACAAGUGAAAGUACGGAGGCGACUGAAGAGGCAGAGGAACAAUCCAGUCUGGUUGAUCGCCUCUCGAGUUUUCAAAAAUUGGUAUUUAUCAAAGCAUUCAGGGAGGAGAAGGUGGUGUUUGCUGCCGUGGAUUUCGUUUGUGAGAACCUGGGCAAGACAUUUGUGGAGAGUCCGUCCAUAGACCUUAAUACUCUAUAUUCUGACGUAGGGCCAACCACGCCUCUCAUAUUCAUUCUUUCCACUGGCUCCGAUCCAAUGAACGCCUUCCUCAGAUUCGCCAGAGACAUGAGUUACAGCGAGAGGAUACAGGCAAUCUCGUUGGGUCAAGGACAAGGGCCCGUAGCAGAGAAAAUGAUCGCUAAUGCAACCAAGACAGGAGACUGGAUCUUCCUUCAGAAUUGUCAUCUCGCCGCCUCCUGGAUGUUGGCAAUGGAAACCCUUAUAAAGAAUCUAUCGUCACCAGAAGCGGAAGUGCACGAGGACUUCCGGUUGUUCUUGAGCUCCAUGCCAACAAAAAGUUUUCCAGUAACGGUUUUACAAAACAGUGUCAAAGUGACGAAUGAGCCUCCAAAAGGACUCAGAGCCAAUGCUAAGAGAGCAUUUGGAGAACUCAGCUCUGACUCUUUUGAAAACCAUAUUCUCGGCGUAACAUGGCGGAAGCUGGUGUUUGGAAUUUGUUUCUUUCAUGCCAUCAUUCAGGAACGGAAGAAGUUUGGUCCACUCGGUUGGAACAUCAAGUAUGAGUUUAACGACUCUGAUCGUGAAUCAGCGCUGGACAAUUUAAAGAUGUUCUUAGCAGAAGGACAGAUUCCAUGGGAUGCACUUACUUUUAUCACAGGAGAGACUGAUGAAAAAGGUCGAGUGAACUCACUCACCACUGUGCUUGGACAGGAAGUGGAUCGUUUUAACUCUCUUUUGAAAGUUAUCAAGACUUCUCUACAGCAGCUUCAGAAAGCCAUUAAGGGUUUGGUAGUAAUGUCACUGGAGUUGGACAAAGUUUACACAAACUUUUUGAACAAUCAGGUUCCAACAAUGUGGGCAAACGCUGCCUAUCCAUCAUUGAAACCCCUUGGUUCGUGGGUGAAGGAUUUGCUUCUCAGAUGCAUGUUUAUUGAACAAUGGAUUGAACGAGGGGCACCCAAGUCGUUUUGGAUCUCCGGUUUUUUCUAUCCUCAGGGUUUCCUGACCGGAACACUUCAAAACCACGCUCGCAAGUACAAUCAACCAAUUGACCAGCUGUCUUUCCACUAUAACGUUCUGCCUCACUAUCGCAGCCAAGAGGAAGUCAGCGAGGCGCGCGCUAAACUUGGCCCAGACGACACUCUGCCAAUGGAUGAGGAGAUAGAGUCUCCUGAGGACGGAGUACUGGUACACGGUUUAUUCAUAGACGCCGCUCGCUGGGAUGAUGACAAAAUGAUGCUGGGGGAUGCCUUGGAUGGCGAGAUGAACCCGCCGUGCCCUAUUCUGCACAUGGAACCCCGGAUGAACUACACACCAGAUCCUUCGCUGUAUACAUCUCCACUGUACAAAACUUCUGCUCGAGCUGGUGUGCUGUCCACUACAGGUCAUUCGACAAAUUUUGUGGUGGCGGUAUAUCUUCCUACAGACCUUUCCUCAGACUUCUGGAUUGAGAAGGGGACAGCUCUUUUGUGUCAGCUUAAUGAAUAGAAAAGCCAACAUUAUUUUGCAUUCUUGUAAAUAUGAUAGCAAUGCUCUCGAGUUGCUUAGCGUGAAUACUUUUUUCUUUGGUGUUGACAAAAAAACCUUAUAGCAAUGUGACUGUCAAUAUUUGCCAGUUCAUUCGUUUGUUUGUUUUUAGUCGCCAUUGACUCGCUUGAUGUUUCAUCAAAUCCCUGCGAUGUAGAGUAAAGGGACUUAUAUUUAUAUUUUACGCUUGCGAGGGUUGUGUAACUUUAAAAAGUGUGGUUUUAAGCAGUCAUUCGUACAUUAAAAGUUUUGGAGAGAGAGAAAAAAGUAUCACUCUUUUCGCUGCUCCUUCAGUUAAAGGCAAACUCAACCUCCCGCUGUGUCUUGGGUUUGGAAAACUGUUUCGAUUUCUGCCAAAACCCCUUGUGUUCAGAUGAUGCUGUGUAAACAAAGAAAAGCUCUGACUGUGAAUAUGUGAAAACCGUUUAAGUGAACUGCAGAUUGAUAUGUGAGUGAUCUUCGCAGCAAUGAACUCAAGCUUUAUUGUUACAGCUGCUUAAAGUUGCGUUCACGAAUGUGGAGAUCACCUCAUAUUAAAAGAAAAGUUCUGCACAUAUAAAUCUCGCGCAUCUGCGCGUAUUCUUUCAAUGAAAAAGAUAGACUACGAUAAAAUCAGUCUGUGUUCGUUGGCCCCACGAAUUGAUAAUUUCACCUUGUUUCCUUCGUAAAAUAGAUUUUUAAAACUAUUGAAUGCUCUUAGUACCCAGAAUUAAAAAAUGUGUUUUGCUUUCCAUAUGUAGAGGAAUCAAUUAGCAUCAACGUAAAGGCUGUAAGUAACAGCACUUGGUUUAAUCAUUGUUUGUCACCGAGUGGAUUCAAAGUGAUCGCUCGCUCAGAAUAGCGUGACAAAGAAGGUGGAACUCAUAUUUCUGAAUAUUAAAUUGAGCGCACGA